This is a messenger RNA of Spizellomyces punctatus DAOM BR117, 1807 nucleotides long. RefSeq lists its product as uncharacterized. The transcript has 2 exons. NCBI's taxonomy places the organism in Eukaryota, Fungi, Chytridiomycota, Chytridiomycetes, Spizellomycetales, Spizellomycetaceae. Gene Ontology annotation, cellular component: membrane. Gene Ontology annotation, molecular function: D-arabinono-1,4-lactone oxidase activity; FAD binding. The record is from RefSeq and is a predicted model, not a curated record. Bases 216 to 1730 code for a protein of 504 amino acids.
UCCUCCCGAUAGCCUUUUUUUUUCUUUUUUUUUAUUGGACACUAGGCCAACAUGUCGGACUUUUCUUUUUUCACGCCUUUGGCCCUCCAAACAAGUUAUUCCGCCCCAAUUAUUCCACCAACGAGGAUCUAUAAAGGAAACUUCGCUUUGGAGUUUUCCCUUCCUAGGGAUUCGUUUUUGGUCAACCAACAACUCUAGACAGUACACCAUUCGACAUGCAAACUAUUGUUCACAGUAAUCCAAUCCCACCAGUUAGAGAAGUUCCCCGAAAGCCUUUGAUCACAGCAAGGAAGAGUGUUGGACUGGUUUCCACUGCUCGCAAUGUCCCCAAUGUCCUUCACAACUGGUCUGGUAUAAAUCCGAUAGCACGCACGAGUCAAAUACGCUAUCCAAAGACUGAGCAACAGCUAUCGAAUCUCGUACGAAGAUGUAAAGGCAAGAUUGGCAUCGUAGGAAGUGCGUUAUCAUUUGAAAAGAUUGCCACAGUUCCGCUUUCCGAUGACACAUCCGUGCUCGUGAAUCUGAAGCACUUUACCGGAUUACAGCGCAUGACGGAGAGCACCGCAGUCUUUGGUGCGCAAACAACAGUUGAUGAUGUUAUCCGUAUACUUGGCGAACAUGAUCGAAUGAUGCCAUGUAGUCCGGGAGUGAUCGGUAUACAGACACUGGCAGGAUCCAUGUCGACGGGCACCCACGGACAAGGCCUGUUUCAAAGUGCCUAUUCAGACAUUGUCGUGUCUCUCCGAGUUGUCCUCCCAGAUGGGGAGAUUGCCGUAAUAGGCGGCGAGCACAGCCGGAGCGAUCUCCCACUUCAAGCCUUUGUAACAUCAUUGGGAAUGCUUGGAGUUAUCACCGAGGUUGAAAUCAGGACAGAGCCUCGCCGAGUAUUUGCCUGUAAAAAGGUCACCUGUGACUUUGAUGAUUUCAUAGAAGAUUAUACAAAGUGGAACCAACAAGUCGAAUAUGUAAAAGUUUGGUGGUUUCCAGAAACCGAUCAGGUUCACGUUUGGUUUACCGAUCCGGCUUGCCCCAAAUCAAGUGCAUACUUGGAUUUCCUUUCCUCCUCCCGCGAUCAUCCUAUCGAAUCCGCCGUGUGCUCGGCGGCACUGAACGAUACGGUCAGCAUAUAUUGCAACGCCAUGUCACACGAUACCAAAUCCUCCCACUCGCCCUCUUCCACUUCAGUCGCCCCCCAAUUCAAGACCGUACGACGUUUCGCAGAUGCGAGGGACCUCAUAGGGUAUUCGGAGCAAAUCCUCUGUAAAGGAAUUCCUGUACCCCAAAUCAACUGCGAAAUUGCUGUCCCUUUGGAAAACUUCACUUCAGCCACGUUGGCGUUGAGGGAAUGGAGUAUGAGGAACAAGGGGCGCUUGCAUUAUCCCUUCAUUUAUCGAGCGACAGGACGCAGUGAAGCUUGGCUGAGCCCUGCAUUCCAAGGACCAGUAGUUUAUAUUGGGCUCCUUGUUUAUAUUGCGAGUGACGGAACCGUACGCGACGAUGGUUUCGAGACAAUGCGAGAAGUGCAAAAAAUAUUGGCGCAGUUUGGCGGGCUUCCCCACUGGGGUAAACACUUUGUCCCUGAACUAUACGAUUUCGAAAGAAGUUACACAAUGUGGACUCGAUUCGAACAGAUUCGUCAGAAAACAGAUCCGGAAAACAAGUUUCUCAAUCCAUUCUUGGGCACAGUGUUUGGAAGGCGGCGGAGUGCAAGUGCCAGCGCACAUUUGUAAUUUUAGAUAAAACUAGUCUAGUAGUAUGUAAAUAUUUUAUAUAUAUUUGAUCAACGCACCAGUGGUCAAUCAAACGG